Messenger RNA from Acanthochromis polyacanthus (spiny chromis), 1474 nucleotides. It is a transcript of the gene mogat3b, whose product is annotated as monoacylglycerol O-acyltransferase 3b. The transcript is spliced from 8 exons. Gene Ontology annotation, cellular component: endoplasmic reticulum membrane. Gene Ontology annotation, molecular function: diacylglycerol O-acyltransferase activity. Gene Ontology annotation, biological process: triglyceride biosynthetic process. Lineage: Eukaryota; Metazoa; Chordata; Actinopteri; Pomacentridae. The record is from RefSeq and is a predicted model, not a curated record. The coding region runs from base 107 to 1087 and encodes 326 amino acids.
CCUCCAAUGGCUCACGGAGCAGAAUCCUUCCACUUCCUGAAACUCCUGUAUUGUGAAUAUCUGCAGGAAGAGCUUCAACGACUGUGGCUUAUCUCAGGUUUCCAGAAUGACGAAGGAAAAGACGAAAUUGAAGGAAUUUAUAGAGGCAAUAAGUAUUCUGCAAUGGGUGCUAUCCUUUCUCUUCAUGGGAGUGGCUUGUAUUAUCUUGAUGGUGUAUCUGAUGUUUACCUCUUUGUGGCCGCUGUCCGCUCUGUCCUUUGCUUGGCUGGUGGUGGACUGGCAAAGCCCUGAAAGAGGGGGCAGGAGAACAACAUUUGUGAGGAAGUGGAGGGUCUGGGAGCACUACAGAGAUUUUUUUCCUAUUAAAUUAGUGAAGACAGCAGAGCUGAAUCCAAACAAAAACUACGUCUUAGGCUGUCAUCCACAUGGUAUCAUGAGCGCUGGAGCCUUUGCCUGCUUCAGUACAGACAGCUGUGGCUUCACAGAAGCAUUUCCUGGGGUGCGACCAACUCUGGCGAUACUGGCCGGGCUUUUCAGGAUUCCACUCUUUAGGGAGUACUUAAUGUGUGCAGGCCUUUCUCCAGUCAGCAAACCAAGCCUUAUCCACCAUCUUUCAAAAAGGGGCAAAGGCAAUGCAGUAGUGAUUAUCAUAGGGGGCGCUGCUGAGUCUCUGGCAUCCUCUCCCGGAGUCAACACAGUGGUUGUGAAGCAAAGAAAGGGAUUCGUCAGGGUGGCCCUUGAGUUUGGGGCUGAUCUGGUGCCCGUUUAUUCAUUUGGAGAGAAUGAACUCUUUCAGCAGGUAGUUUUCUCAGAGGGCAGUCUAGGUCGCAGCUUACAGGACUUAUUUAAAAAGAUCAUGGGUUUUGCCCCAUGUCUGUUUGUUGGUGAGCGCUUCGCUUUCCUGCCCUACAGGACUCCAGUCACAACAGUUGUGGGAAGUCCAAUCUCGGUGCCCAAACGUGCUACGCCGACUGACGAGGAGGUUGACCACUACCACAAACUUUACAUGGAGGGACUAUCUAAGCUGUUCCAUGAGCACAAAGUCAGCUGUGGACUAUCGGAAGGUCAUGAGCUUCGGAUCAUAUAAACACUUCAGUUUCACAUGGACUGCACUGCUGUUUUAUUUUUACUUUAAUGUGGCUUUGUGGAAGUGUGACUUGCAGUAUGGAUCUGAUGUGAUGGACGUUAUCUCCUAUAAUAAUAUAUUGAUGUCAUAGAUUUCUAUGUCCUUACUGUAAAUCCUGACUAUUUGAAAAUAUACAACAUUAAUAUAUGCUGAAAACAAUAAUUAUGACAUGAGGGGCCCUUGAGUAGGAGUGCUAUAUUUGUGUGGAUGUAUUGGUACACUUUACAUGGCAUGUAAUGAUGUUCACAACACACUUAAACAUUUGCACAAUUCUAUUUGUUGACAGAGGCUUUAGAUACUUGGAAUGAAAGACCAUGUAUUUCAAAAAAUAAAUUAUGUCAAAAUGCA